This is a messenger RNA of Ctenopharyngodon idella (grass carp), 6619 nucleotides long. It is a transcript of the gene mecom, whose product is annotated as MDS1 and EVI1 complex locus. The coding region runs from base 1537 to 4782 and encodes 1081 amino acids. Gene Ontology annotation, cellular component: nucleus. The record is from RefSeq and is a predicted model, not a curated record. Gene Ontology annotation, molecular function: protein binding. NCBI's taxonomy places the organism in Eukaryota, Metazoa, Chordata, Actinopteri, Cypriniformes, Xenocyprididae. The transcript has 16 exons.
UCCUCCGCGUCUGCCCUGCGAUUUCAUUUAACAAUGGACAUUAUCUGGACCUUGAGUUCAAUGUCAAAGAUAGGCCAGGGAGACAUAUUCAUCUUCAUCAGAGUCAUUAGAGUCCAGUCAAUGGACUAUGCGCUGGACUCCGAGAAAAAGUCUCUUUUCUCACUCUUGAAAAUAAGGGUCUAACUUUUUAAAAGGUUGUUAGAAACUCCAGAACCCUGGUAAAGGGGAAUGGUUGGUUUAAAAAAGAGGAUUAAUUGCUAAUCCACUUGAUAAACCUUUUAAAUAAUUCGCUAGAUUUAAAAAUGUAAAAACAAAAAUUAAUCUAUUUUAUUGCGCGAAAACGCAUUUAAUUUCACGAAGAUGCUGUUGAAAUGGUACAUUAAUUUUCCUGCUCACAAAAAACUAAAAAAAAAAAAAAAGUGAAAUAAUUAGUAGCCUAUUGUUUUGUAUGUGAGAAGAGAUGGGAGAGGAAUUUUCGUGAACUGUCAGGGAGCAGGUGUAUGAGGGGAAAAGAAGAAAAAAAUUGAAGAGUUAAAGUAGCACUAUUUGUGUUUACUAAAGCUAAACAUAAAUGUUAGUCCUUAAAUUAGUCGUAAUAUAGUUAAACGUCAUUUAGUUUUAAAGAAAACAGUCGAACAGAGUUACACCUCAGUGCACUUUCACUUGCACGAGCCUCCCUCGUUUUCGUGUCCCCCAGCGCGAGCAAAGCAAGCGGGGAGAGAAAAGCGCCGCUGAUUUCAUGAUUACUGGAUGGCUUCAUCAAAGCGGUUAAAUUCGGGUCUAUCCACGAGCAGCCCCGUCCCGACCUCGCGCUGACCUCGCCUCUCCGCGAACGUGGGGGAGACUCGCGCAACUUCCGACCGGUGGACACGCGAGACAGGUCCCCCCUCCUCCUUCUCCUCAUCCUCCUCCUCCUCAGCGCAUCUCCCUCGCAUGGGACAAGAGAGGAUCCACUAGAACGGGACAGACAGAGACACUCCUACACGUUCGGAUCACUGAAGGUGGACGAUCCCCGCCGUCCCUGUUUCUUUUUCACACUCUCGCGCUCGCGAUCCGAUGCCAGGAAGAGGGACAGUGAAUAAAACCGCCAGUCAGACAAUUCGACACCUGGGGACUUUCAACCGCAUGCUUCGUGGAAGAACGGACUGAAGUUGGACAAAGUUUUUGUCCGCGGGGAAAUUUAGCGUGUCGUCCACUUGAUAAGAGCAAAACGAGAGGAGAGAGACGACGUUUUUUUUUCUUCAGCGAGAGACACGGGAUACAUGCCGCAAAACACAACGGUCGCGUACAAGCUUCUUUCGGGGCUGUUGUGAGUUUUUUGGUGCCGUUUCAUUGAUUCAUUCUUCCCAGUGAGAUUUCCGUAAGGGCGAGCAGACAGGUUUGGAUGGGAGCGUAUGUGAUAGCAGGAGCUGGCUAAGGCACGUCCAGAUCUCUCCAUCCACCCACCAACACAACCUCACAGCCUGCCAGAUACAUGAGCAGAUCUUUUACCGUGUGGUCCGAGAGGUCCAGCCGGGUGAGGAACUCUUACUGUUCAUGAAGGCUGAGGAGUUUUCAUGUGAGACCAUGGCUCCAGACAUACACGAGGAGCGUCAAUACCGCUGUGAGGACUGUGACCUAAACUUUGAGUCUGGUUCAGAGCUGUUGGACCAUCAGAAGCAUGCAUGCGGUACCCCGCCUUCCUCCGGCUUCAAGCUGUCUAAACAGGGUCUGCCCAGCGCCGGAGACGAUGCUGAUCUUGACUCACUGCACCUACACUCUCUCCCCCUAAACUUACCCCGCUCACCACAGGAGUGUAAGGAGUGCGAGCAGGUCUUUCCUGAUGCACAGAGUCUGGACACUCACUCUCUGUCUCAUUCUGACGAGAGAGAGUAUAAGUGUGAUCAGUGCCCGAAGGCCUUCAACUGGAAAUCAAAUCUGAUUCGCCACCAGAUGUCACAUGACAGCGGCAAGCACUAUGAAUGUGAAAACUGCUCAAAGCAGGUGUUCACAGACCCCAGUAACUUGCAGAGGCACAUCCGCUCUCAGCACGUGGGGGCUCGAGCUCACGCAUGCCCCGACUGCGGCAAGACCUUCGCCACCUCCUCGGGCCUUAAACAACACAAACACAUCCACUCUUCCGUCAAGCCCUUCAUAUGUAAGUCACUCAGACCCUUCAUAUGUGAGGUCUGCCACAAAUCUUACACGCAGUUCUCCAAUCUGUGCCGCCACAAGCGCAUGCACGCAGACUGUCGAACUCAGAUCAAGUGCAAAGACUGUGGCCAGAUGUUUAGCACCACGUCAUCCCUAAACAAGCAUCGGCGCUUCUGCGAGGGUAAAAACCAUUUCGCUGCUGCUGCAGGAGGGUUAUUUGCCCAAGGCAUGGCCCUCCCUGGAACCCCUGGCCUGGACAAGUCCGCACUGGCUGGAAUGAGCCAUGGGAGUCCUGGUUUAGCAGACUAUUUUGGGACGAACCGGCACCAUGGUGGGCUGACAUUCCCAGCAGCCCCUCCAGCAUUCCCGUUCAGUUUUCCAGGACUUUUCCCAUCGGGACUUUAUCACCGGCCCCCUCUAAUCCCAUCCACAUCACCCAUUAAUGGCCCUCCGAGCACUGAACUACGGAAGAGUCCGCUGGUGUCCUCACCCAUCUCUGGGUCGCAUGACCUCUUGAAGAGUUUACGCAAGGAUUCGUUCAACGGGGAGGGCGAGAGCAUGGAGAGUCAGAGAGAAGGAUCCGUCUCCAAGCCAAGGCAUGGCGGGAAAAUGAGCGACCAGUCGGAGAGUAGCGAUCUGGAUGACGUCAGCACUCCAAGUGGGAGUGAGCUGGAGAGCACUUCAGGUUCAGAGUUGGAGAGUGAAGCAGAAAGCGACCGGGAAAGGGUGCGAGUGCGGGAAAAUGGGAAAGGGCCGAAAAGGAAAUCCAGCGGGUUCAGCGAUGCCCAAAGCCCAACUCUUGUUAGCUCCAGUAGUAGUAGUAACAUCAAUAAUGGAAAAGACUUCCCUGUGCCGGGGCUUGUACCACCAUCUUUGGACGAGCAAACGGCUGUUUCCGGUGCUGUUAAUGACUCGAUCAAGGCAAUUGCCUCCAUUGCUGAGAAAUACUUUGGUUCUACUGGACUUGCAGGCCUGCAAGACAAAAAAGUUGGGGCAUUGCCAUACCCUUCCAUGUUCCCUCUAUCGUUCUUUCCUGCCUUCUCUCCAUCAGUCUAUCCUUUCCCUGAAAGGGAGCAACUUAGACCUCCAGGCCUCAAAGGGGAGCCAGAAAGCCCUCCAGUUGAGGGUAAAAAACUUCAGGGCAGAAACGCUGAAUCACCUUUUGACCUCACCACCAAGCGGAAGGAAGAACGCCUUGCGGCCACCUGCACCCCUUCGAAGCCAGAAGCCUCACAUGUACAAUCAGCCAACCAGGAUCAGCCGCUGGACCUCAGUCUUGGUGGGCGAAGUCGAGGAAAGAGCGUAAGAGGGGAAGAGUUAAAAAAGAACCCCAUCUUUGGCGAGGAGAGGGUUGAACCAGAGCCACCCAAAGCCGACCCAUCCCUCCAACACGCAAGACCUACGCCUUUCUUCAUGGAUCCCAUUUACAGCAGGGUUGAGAAGAGAAAGAUGAAUGAUCCAUUCGAAGUCCUCAAGGACAAGUAUAUGCGGCCAGCUCCUGGAUUUCUCUUCCACCCACAGUUUCGCAUGCCUGAUCAGAGAACAUGGAUGUCGGCGAUUGAAAACAUGGCUGAAAAGCUGGAAUCCUUUGGCUCUUUGAAGCCAGACGGCGGUGACAUCAUGCGUUCCGUUCCCUCCAUGUUCGACUUCCGGGCUCCGCCCACCACCCUUCCUGAGACACUGUUACGCAAGGGCAAAGAGCGCUACACCUGCAGAUACUGUGGCAAGAUAUUCCCACGCUCGGCCAACCUUACAAGACAUCUACGGACACACACAGGAGAGCAGCCUUACAGAUGUAAGUACUGUGAUCGUUCGUUCAGUAUUUCAUCAAAUCUUCAGCGUCACAUCCGUAACAUCCAUAACAAAGAGAAACCCUUCAAAUGCCACCUCUGUGACCGCUGCUUUGGGCAACAAACCAACCUGGACCGGCACCUCAAAAAACACGAGAAUGGUAAUUUAUCAGGCACAGCGAUGUCGUCGCCUCGUUCAGAGCUGGACAGUGGCAGUGCCAUCUUGGAGGACAAGGAGGACUCGUAUUUUAACGAAAUACGUAACUUCAUCAGUAACACGGCACGGAACGCCACAUCUCCGUCACACUCCGAGGAAGGGCUAAACGGCAGUCAUUUUGAUGGUGACAAAACCCUGCCUGGCCAGGGGUCACGUGACCUGGACGAAGAAGAAGGGGAGGAGCUUGGAGCAGAGGAAGAGGAGGCGGAGCAUAGCGACAGUGUCAGGAAACCCAGCGAGGAUGGCGUGCCUAGCAGUCUGGAUCAUGACAUCAUAAACGAUGACAUGGAUUUCGAGGGACCAGAUGAUCUGGAGAUGAACAGCAAAUCCUCACCACGAAGGUUUAAUGAGGAUGAGGAUGACGAAGAUCACAGCAGUUUCUCCACGCUGGAUCACAUCCGUCACUUUAGUAUGGAGGACGGGGAUCUUAGCGACAGUGAUGUCGGCAGCUUUGGCCCCGCCCACCUGCAAGAAGGCAUUAAGCAGCCUCUGUACAGGAAGUCUAAGUCACAGGCAUAUGCUAUGAUGCUAUCUCUAGCUGAUAAGGAUCCACUCCAUUCGUCUACCCAUAAUGCCCCGAUGUGGCACAGUUUGGCCCGCGCUGCAGAACCCAGCGCCAUUCAGUCUCUCAGUCACGUAUGACACCCCUGUGUAACCAUGUGACCUAACUUAACAUUGCGUUACACUACCAGUCCACACACACACACCUGCACAAGUGCCCAAAUCCUUGUACACUUAUACCAUACGCACCAAGAUCCCAUGUACAUGAACAAAUUAUUGAUUGACUGUUUGAUCGAUUAUCAAGUACAGUUAGUAGGAAUGACAGUAGUGUCAGUAAUUUUGAUGGUGAUGAUGAAGACAAUGAUGACAAUAGUAGUAAUACGUAAUAAUAAUUGUAUUUAUUCUGUCAAGUUCCAAUGUUUUGCACAGCAGUGGCAGCUGGUGAACAGUUUUUGAGAUUGCUAAUGAAACGUUGGUGUCAUGUUUGUGAGUUUUGUCCUCUAAAACCGUAGUUACUAAGAGUAACAGAUAAGAGUCUUCCACAAGACAAAUGUGACGGACGCCUACCGGCCUGUGAAUAUAUUUAGAAUUAACAACAUCACACACAAAUACACGCAAAUACAGACACACAAAAAACAACCAUGUGUGUUUUUCAAGCAUUUUAACAGUUUCUUUUAGGUCUUGUACAGAAACGUACAAGUUUACAAACUUAUGCGAGGGGUUUAGUGUUUCUCUUUUAAGACAUUCUCCAGAAGUUUGUGAAUUUAAAAACGUAAACAGAUACAGAUAAAAGGUGUGACCUUUAGACCUCUCACUGACGCUGCUUGUUAAAAAAAAAAAAGGGAGUAAGGAGCGAGACAGUGACUAUUUUCAAGUUCUGUCCAAUUAAAGCACUGCAUUACCUUCAACCCACUUUUCCCGCCAGUUUGUGCGAAAACAGAGGCUCUUUUUAAUUAGUUUCUUUUUUAAGUUGAAAGAGUGGUUGUAAAAAAAAAAAAAAUGCUAGCAAUUUUUUUUCUAAAUUGAGAAAAACUAGUUUAAGAACUGAAUCUGUAGAAUUCGCAUAAAGGGCAUUUUAUCGUUUCCACGGUAACAUUUUCCAUUAGUUGGCGAACGAUACCACUAAAUAGCCUGAAUGCUAGUCCUUAGCUUCACCGUCCUCGUGUGUCUUUCAUUUAUAGACAAUCAUGGGUUUCUUGUGUUUUAUUUUUAUUUUAUUUUUUUCCCCUUGUCGUUUGUUGCUUUGUUUUUGUCUCACUUUAUUUUCUUGGUUGAUGUCGUCAAUGUUAUUGCUGUGUAUCUUGAAAGUUGUAUUUAUUUCUCUGCAAACUGUAGUUUGUUUACUGAAUAGCACUGCUCUCAAACGCCCCCUUGUGUUGAAAUGAAGAAUUUCUCACUGAAAAUUUUGGGGGACAAGACUCUACUGGGGUUUGUAGAAGUCUGAAUGCCAGAUAGUAUUAAACGUUCCAUCACAGCUUAUACUUCUAAUAAAACUGGUAAAUGAUAUAGAUAUUACUUAGAUUUUUUUUUGUAUGACAAUUUAUUGAUUCAACUGUAAAAUAUUAAAAAAAAGAGAGAAAAUAGAGAAAAAAAGGAAAGAAGAAUAAAAACAGCUGAUAUUAUUUCUUCAUAAAACGCAUGAUUGGUCCAAGCUGUACCUGACAUUUUCUAUGGUUGUCUGCAAGCUUGUGUGACGUUUGGGUCCAUGUUGAUUUCUUGUGCCAAACCUAUGAGAAAUGCCAGAUUUUGUUCAUCCUCACGAGGUGAAGGACCAGAUCUUUCCUAUUUCACUUUGUUUGUUUGUUUGGGUUUUUUGUCGAUGUUUAUAAUCCCAUUUUUAAAAGUAAUCAGUGAGUUGAGGUACUUCUGUUUUAAUGCUUUCUACAAUGUAACUGUAUUGCAUUAUAAUUCAAUACUGUGGGAGGAGUUACUGAGAAAUAAAAAAAAAAACUCCUGUGUGGGCGGACUGUGCACUCUC